Molecule: messenger RNA, 5906 nt
Organism: Brienomyrus brachyistius
Lineage: Eukaryota; Metazoa; Chordata; Actinopteri; Osteoglossiformes; Mormyridae
Product: sister chromatid cohesion protein PDS5 homolog A-like
Exons: 34
Coding region: 362-4417 (1351 amino acids)
Biological process (GO): mitotic sister chromatid cohesion; DNA repair
Cellular component (GO): chromatin; nucleus
Source: RefSeq, a predicted model, not a curated record
UGGCGCCGCGCCCCGCCUUUUCUCCCCGGCGGCGAGCAGAAAGCGCGCUGCCUGCACACGGGCAUCUUUGUGUUGAAACUGAAAACCUCACGGCGACCCGAUUCAUGCGUUGAAAACGGCGUGUCCGUGAGGUAAAACACCGGCAACCAGGGUUUUAUUCCGCCCGGCGUGGGAGCUGAAGGGUCCGACGUGCGGCGGCGCCCCCCUAACGCGAAGCUUUUAGAAGUGAAAAGGUUUCCGAAGCCCGGCGGGGAGAUCGGCGCAGUUCGCCGGACAGCAGGCGCCUCGGACUCCGGCGGACCCCGGUGGACACGGAGCCCGGAGGCCAGUAGAGGGCUGUUCGGACGCUGCUCUGACCAGGAUGGAGUUCCAACCACAGCAGAGAUCCGCCGACGGCAGGAUCACCUAUCCCCCCGGGGUGAAGGAAAUCACGGACAAGAUCAGCAACGAUGAAGUGGUCAAGAGGUUAAAGAUGGUGGUGAAGACCUUCAUGGACAUGGACCAGGACUCUGAAGACGAGAAGCAGCAGUACCUGGCCCUUGCUUUGCAUCUCGCCUCGGAGUUCUUCUUGCGAAACCCCAACAAGGACGUGCGGCUGCUGGUGGCCUGUUGCCUGGCGGACAUCUUCCGCAUCUAUGCCCCAGAAGCACCUUACACGUCCCACGACAAGCUCAAGGAUAUCUUCUUAUUCAUCACCAGGCAGUUGAAGGGUCUAGAAGACACCAAGAGCCCACAGUUCAACAGAUACUUCUACUUGCUGGAGAACUUGGCCUGGGUCAAAUCCUACAACAUCUGUUUUGAGCUAGAGGACUGCAAUGAGAUCUUCAUUCAGCUCUUCAAGACUCUCUUCUCCGUUAUCAAUACCAGCCACAAUCAGAAGGUGCACAUGCACAUGCUGGACCUGAUGAGCUCCAUCAUCACCGAGGGCGACGGAGUUACCCAGGAGCUACUCGACACCAUCCUCAUCAACCUUAUCCCCGCACACAAGAACUUGAAUAAGCAAGCAUAUGACCUUGCAAAAAUUCUGCUCAAAAGGACAGUUCAGACCAUCGAGACCUGUAUUGCUAAUUUCUUCAACCAGGUGCUGGUGCUCGGCAAGUCUUCGGUGAGCGACUUAUCCGAGCACGUGUUUGACCUCAUCCAGGAGCUCUUCGCCAUCGACCCCCACCUUCUGGUGUCUGUCAUGCCCCAGCUGGAGUUCAAGCUGAAGAGCAACGAUGGCGAGGAGCGUCUGGCGGUGGUCCGUCUUCUGGCCAAGCUUUUCGGGGCCAAGGACUCGGAACUGGCCUCUCACAACCGGCCCCUAUGGCAGUGCUUCCUGGGCAGAUUUAAUGACAUCCACGUGCCAGUGAGACUGGAGUGCGUGAAGUUUGCCAGCCAUUGUCUGAUGAACCAUCCCGACUUGGCCAAAGAUCUGACAGACUUCCUGAAGGUACGGUCACAUGACCCCGAGGAGGCCAUACGCCACGAUGUCAUCGUCACCAUCAUCAAUGCAGGGAAGAAGGACUUGAUCCUGGUGAACGACCAGCUUCUGGGGUUUGUUCGGGAGAGGACACUGGAUAAGCGGUGGAGGGUGCGGAAGGAGGCUAUGAUGGGCCUGGCACAGCUUUAUAAGAAGUACUGUUUGCACCAUGAGGCUGGAAAGGAGUCUGCUCAGAAGAUCAGCUGGAUCAAGGACAAGCUCCUGCACAUCUACUAUCAGAACAGCAUCGACGACAAGCUGUUAGUGGAGAAGAUCUUUGCUCAGUUCAUGGUGCCUCACAACCUGGAGACCGAGGAGAAGAUGAAGUGUUUGUACUACCUGUACGCCUGUCUCGACCCCAACGCUGUUAAGGCUCUGAACGAGAUGUGGAAAUGCCAGAACAUGCUGAGGAGUCACGUCCGGGAGCUGCUGGACCUGCACAAGCAGCCCACGACCGAGACCAACACUGCCGCCAUGUUCGGGAAGCUGAUCACCAUAGCCAAGAACCUGCCGGACCCCGGCAAGGCCCAGGACUUCUUGAAGAAGUUCAACCAAGUACUGGGAGAGGACGAGAAGCUGCGCUCCCAGCUGGAGCUGCUCAUCAGCCCAACGUGCUCCUGCAAGCAGGCGGAGAUCUGUGUGAGGGAGAUCUCCCGCAAGCUGACGUUCCCCAAACAGCCCACCAACCCCUUCCUGGAGAUGGUGAAGUUCCUGCUGGAGCGUAUCGCCCCUGUGCACAUAGACUCGGAGGCCAUCAGUGCCCUGGUGAAACUCCUGAACAAAUCAAUCGAGGGCACAGCGGACGACGACGAUGAGGGCGUGACUCCCGACACGGCCAUCCGAUCUGGCCUGGAGUUGCUGAAGGUGCUCUCCUUCACCCACCCCACCUCCUUCCACUCCUCGGAGACCUACGAGUCGCUGCUGCAGUGCCUGAAACUGGAGGACGACAAGGUGGCCGAGGCAGCUAUCCAGAUCUUCAGGAACACGGGACAGAAGAUCGAGGCCGAGCUGCCCAACAUACGAUCGACCCUGAUCCCCAUCCUGCACCAUAAGGCCAAGAGGGGCACCCCCCACCAGGCCAAGCAUGCCGUCCACUGCAUCCACGCCAUCUUCCACAACAAGGAGGUGCAGCUGGCGCAGAUCUUUGAGCCUUUGUCCCGGGGCCUCAAUGCCAACGUCCCCGAGCAGCUCAUCACGCCCCUGGUGUCACUCGGCCACAUCGCCAUGUUGGCACCGGACCAGUUUGCUUCGCCCAUGAAGUCCAUCGUGGCCAAUUUCAUCGUCAAGGACCUGCUGAUGAACGACAGGUCGAUGGGCAACAAGAACGGCAAGCUGUGGGCUUCUGACGAGGAGGUGUCCCCGGAGGUGCUAGCCAAGGUCCAGGCUGUUAAGCUGCUGGUACGCUGGUUACUGGGGAUGAAGAACAACCAGUCGAAAUCGGCCAACUCCACACUGCGCCUCCUGUCGGCUAUGCUGGUGAGCGAGGGCGACCUGACGGAGCAGAAGAAGAUCAGCAAGUCAGACAUGUCCCGCCUGCGCCUGGCUGCAGGGGGCGCCAUUCUCAAGCUGGCGCAGGAGCCCUGUUACCAUGACAUUAUCACGCCGGAGCAGUUCCAGCUGUGCGCCCUCGUCAUCAACGACGAGUGCUACCAGGUGCGGCAGAUCUUCGCCCAGAAGCUGCAUAUGGCUCUAGCUAAGAUUCUCCUGCCCCUGGAGUACCUGGCCGUGUUCUCGCUGUGCGCCAAGGACCCAGUGAAGGAGCGGCGUGCCCACGCACGUCAGUGCCUGCUGAAGAACAUCAGCGUGCGCCGCGAGUACGUCAAGCAGAACCCCAUGGCCCACGAAAAGCUGCUCUCGCUGCUGCCCGAGUAUGUGCUUCCCUACAUGAUCCACCUGCUGGCCCACGACCCAGACUUCGCCAAGCCACAGGACUGCGACCAGCUCCGCGACAUCAAAGAGUGCCUGUGGUUCAUGCUGGAGGUGUUGAUGACCAAGAACGAGAACAACAGUCACGCUUUCCUCCGCAAGAUGGUGGAGAACAUCAAGCAAACAAAAGACGCCCAGGCGCCUGAAGACCCCAAAGUCAACGAGAAGCUGUAUACGGUGUGCGACGUCGCGCUCCUCGUCAUCGCCAACAAGAGCACCGCCUGCCACCUGGAGUCUCCGAAGGACCCCCUACUGCCCUCGAAAUUCUUUACUCCCCCGGACAAGGACUUCAUAAACGACAAGGAGUAUGUGUCGUCUGAAGCCCGUACAGCUCUCUUGACGGGAAAGCCAAAGCCCAGCCCUGUACUGGUUACCGUCAACAAGCCGCUCUCAGUCACCGGGAGGAGGCCGUACACUAAAAGCACGGCUGCAGACAGCGGUGCCGGCGGCAUUGGUGGUGGCCUGGAGUCCGGUUCCCCUGCUGGGAACAAGGGGAGGGACGGGAGCACAGAGAGCUUGGAGACGGUGGCCAGCGAAAACAACGAGAAUCCUGGGAUCAUCCUCUCUGACGGCGGCAGGAAGGAUGUGAACUUGGAAGGCAGCCAGGGUGGCAAGAUCGGCUUGACCCCCACGGCCUCACCCACACUGCCCGCAAUGCCGAGCAAACCCCGGAGGGGGCGGCCGCCCAAGUCGCUGUCUGGCGGCACGGGCACGCCCCCCGCUGCAGAAAAAGAGGGAGGGGGCACGGGGCGGGGCCGGAAGAGGGCUGCCCCUGCCCAGGACGGCACCGCCACAGUUGAGCCAAUCACCAUCAAGAUACCAAAACAGCAGAAAGACGCAGAGUCCAAGAGGGCGGCUCCUCAGAGGCAGAUGGACCUGCAGAGCCACUGCCGCCUACUGGGCAGUGAGGGCGACACAGAGAUGGAGUCCAGCUCAGGGAGCUCGAGAGAGAGCAGCUCAGGCAGGAGGGUGCCGGCAUUCUGCGGCCAGGUGCACAGGCGCAGCUUCAGCAGCAGGCUAGCAGCUUGAUAGGUCCCCAGCAUCUGAGGGGGCAGCGUUAGUGGACAGGUAAGACGAAUGUGCAGGCCGACCCGUAGGAAGUAGCGGAUCGCCCCCCUCGUUGCGGGACCCCGUCCGGGGGCCCUGCAGCCAUACAGCUGCUGCAUCUCUCCCCUCGUGCUUCUGGGCCCUGGAUGGGACCACUCAGAAUCGACAUACACUUCAAACCGCUUGCAAGGCCCCCGCCGACAAGGCAAGGUUCCUCUUCCACGAGAGACCCGAGGAAAGGGUGAGGAGGGAACCCUCCGGGAAGAGUUCAGGCUGAAAUAACCAUCCCUUCUGUUGUUCAUUUUCAGUCAACUAAGUGUUUUUAAUGCUCUUUCAGUUUUAACGGUUUACAGGCUGUACAUAUUUUUUUUUUUUAAAUGCCGAUUUCAUGUUUGGAUUUCUUUAAAGUAGAUGGUGGCUUUUCCAGCUUUGCUUCUUUUUUUAACUUCUAAAUUUCGGAUCCCUGGCGUCAAUUUAAACGAGAUCUGAAGCCAAAUAUUAACCAUUCCCUGUACGAUUAGACCGGCGCUGCUGCCGAUAUUGAGAGGUUUGUCGGAGUGGAAGCACAGCAAUAGUUUUGGCACUUUUUUAAUAGAAAAAAACUGGGUGGGUUUUUUUUUGUAUGUUGGGCUGCAUGUUUAACAUUUCCUGUUCCCGUCCCUAAUAUGCAAGGUGAGGUACAGGUCUGAAUGUGUGCGCUACCCCUGACCCGCUUACGUCCCCAUAAACCGGUCCUUCUGCUUCCUCCUGCACAAUGUGACUGCCGAGGAUCCCCACAGGUUGUCCUCCCCAGCGUCCCACAGAAUUAAGACCUUCACCUACAUUUAUAACCAGGAGGUGGCUGAACGUCGGUUAAAGGCUGUAGCAGGUUAAUGGUUUCCAACUCCAAGGCCUUUUGUUUUUAACUUAGUGCACAUUUUACAUUUUUGUAAUGAAUUGAAGUUUGCUAAAUGAAAUGUACUGUUUUUUUUCCUUUGGGAAAUUUCUGCUCAAAUUUUUUUAAUAAAUAUUUUAAAUAUUUUCCAAAAAGGCCUGGAAUUUAGAUGCCUGCUUAAAUAACAGUUCAGAACUGUUUCAAGUGUUUUUAGAGAUGGGAAAUGCUUUUAAAUGUUUCCAACUCUUUUCCUGGGCUCUUUUGGUGGAAUACUUACUAUUGAUUCGAUAUGAUUCCCAGUAACGUUUUCAGAAUUAGUGUACUGCUGUUCUGCACAUAGUAUUUAAUUUCAUGAAGCUUUGUUUUUUUUAGAAAAUAAAUUUUUAGACGUCCCUGUGUGCUCCCCCCCUGGUCCAUGAGUCGGGCUCUUGCUUUCUGGAGAAAAACUGAUCUGUCUACCAGAACAUGCUUGCUGUGGCUAUUUUCUUACAAAGAAGCUGACGUUGUCCUGUAAGGUGCCACAGGAUUUUCAGUGUAACUGCAUAGAAUUUCUGGGCUUCAGCUGUCGGAAAUAUUAUGCAAUAAAAUGGAUACUUA